Macrosteles quadrilineatus (aster leafhopper) is the source of this 2842-nucleotide messenger RNA. RefSeq names its product zinc finger protein 347-like. The coding region runs from base 991 to 2535 and encodes 514 amino acids. NCBI's taxonomy places the organism in Eukaryota, Metazoa, Arthropoda, Insecta, Hemiptera, Cicadellidae. Gene Ontology annotation, biological process: regulation of DNA-templated transcription. The transcript is spliced from 3 exons. Gene Ontology annotation, molecular function: RNA polymerase II cis-regulatory region sequence-specific DNA binding; DNA-binding transcription factor activity, RNA polymerase II-specific. The record is from RefSeq and is a predicted model, not a curated record.
ACACAGACACAGACACACACAAACUACAAAGUGAAAGUACAACUGCAUGAGUCUUUUGCUGCAAUUAAAUUAACUAAGUUAAUCUCAUCUCAGUCCAAUGAAUAAUGAUUUGUUUUGUGUUUGUAAUAAAUAGUCGAGGUUAUGUUUACGUUUUUCUUUCUUAUUUCAGUCCAGGCAGUUAGUUUAUUUGUAUAGGUAGUGGAAAGGCUGAUUGUUUGUAGUCUCAGUCUGUUUUGUCAGGUUUUGUGUGAUUUAAAAUCAAGCUUCCAUUAGGCUAAUUUAGUCUAAUCUCUCUCCAAAGCACACAAUUUUACAGCAGAAUAGGCAGUCGAUUUGAAGAAGAAAAGGAAAUUAUAUUGAUGUCGCAAGAAAGAUAACUUCGACAUAAUCUGCUAUUUAAAUGGGCCUACGGCAGCUAAAAAGAUAAAGUUUUUAUUAUACUAAAAGUACUACUCCAUGAUGAAAAAGAGGCAGUCGAUUUGAAGAGGAAAAGGAACUUAUAUUCAUGUCUCAAGAAAGAUAAUUGACAUAAUCUGCUAUUUAAAUACAUUAAACGGCAGCUAAAACGAUAGAGUUUUUACUAUACUAAAAGUACCUACUACACAAUGAAAGUAAGUUCACUAUGUAAAACAUGAAAUUCAAAUUAUACAUCACUUUUAUAUGGAUGAUGCAAUAUAUUUUGAUAACUACAUGAAAUAUAGAAGCAAAGUUUCUUAAGUAGGCUAAUUUAACUUGAUGGAACAUCAAAGUCAAGAAAAAAACGCAAAUUGCCUCGAGUAGACUAUGUUGUUUGAUAUAUAAUGCACAUAAUAAUUUGAGCAAGAGUUGAUACAAUUUUAUUGUUACAUAUAUAGGCCUAUAAUAACUGUUCGACAUUUAACAAAUUCUACAAAAAAAAACAACAAAUAUUUAAAUAGAAGUGCAAAGAAAACCGACUAAUUCCAAUUAGUUAUGGGCUCGUCUGUUAGAAAUCAGAAAUAAGAAAAAAAAAUGUUUAAUAUCACUAAAAAGCCUCUUAUUAAGUGUCCAAUAUGUAGAAAAAUGUUUUCAACUAUAUCAACAAUGAAGUGUCAUAUGUACUUACACACGGGCGAGCGUCGCUUUAGAUGUUUGACUUGUGAUAAAACAUUUAAUGAGCUAUGUAAAGUGAAGUGUCAUUUGUUGACACAUUCUGGGAAGUGUCCUUAUAAGUGCACUACAUGUGGAAAAUCCUUCAAAACCAAUGCCACUAUGAAGAAUCAUACAUUGGUUCACACAGGAGAGCGACCUUAUAAGUGUAUUACAUGUGGAAAAUCCUUCAAAACCAAUGCCACUAUGAAGAAUCAUUCAUUGGUUCACACGAUAGAGCGUCCUCAUAAGUGCAAUAUAUGUGGAAAAUCCUUCCUAACCAGCAGCUGUGUAAAGAAUCAUACAUUGGUUCACACAGGAGAGCGUCCUCAUAAGUGCAGUACAUGUGGAAAAUACUUCCAAACCAGCAGCUGUUUGAAGAUUCAUUCAUUGGUUCACACACGAGAGCGACGUUAUAAGUGCAUUACAUGUGGAAAAUCCUUCAAAACUAGCAGCCACAUGAAGAAUCAUACAUUAGUUCACACGGGAGAGCGUCCUCAUAAGUGCAGUACAUGUGGAAAAUACUUCCAAACCAGCAGCCGUUUGAAGAUUCAUACAUUGGAUCACACGGGAGAGCGACCUCAUAGGUGCAUUACAUGUGGAAAAUCCUUCAAAACCAGCAGCUGUAUGAAGAAACAUACAUUAGUUCACACAGGAGAGCGACCUUAUAAGUGCACUAUAUGUGGAAAAUCCUUCAAAACCAAGAAUGAAAUGAAGGUUCAUACAUUGGUUCACACGGGAGAGCGACCUUAUAAGUGCAGUACAUGUGGAAAAUCCUUCCAAACCAGCAGCCGUUUGAAGAUUCAUACAUUGGAUCACACGGGAGAGCGACCUUAUAUGUGCAUUACAUGUGGAAAAUCCUUCAAAACCAUCAGCUGUAUGAAGAAACAUACAUUAGUUCACACUGGACAGCGACCUUAUCAGUGCAGUACAUGUGGAAAAUCCUUCCAAACCAGCAGCCACAUGAGGAAUCAUACAUUAGUUCACACGGGAGAGCGUCCUCAUAAGUGCACAAUAUGUGGAAAAUCCUUCCAAACCAGCAGCUGUAUGAAGAAACAUACUUUAGUUCACACGGGAGAGCGUCCUCAUAAGUGCAUUAUAUGUGGAAAAUCCUUCCAAAUCAGCAGCUACAUGAAGAUUCAUACAAAGGUUCAUACGGGAGAGCGACCUUAUAAAUGUAAUAUAUGUGGAAAAUCUUUCCAAACCAGCAGCCGUUUAAAGAUUCAUACAUUGGAUCACACGGGAGAGCGACCUCAUAAGUGCAUUACAUGUGGAAAAUCCUUCAAAACCAGCAGCCACAUGAAGAUUCAUACAAAGGUUCAUACGGGAGAGCGACCUCAUAAGUGCAUUACAUGUGGAAAAUCCUUCAAAACCAGCAGCCACAUGAAGAUUCAUACAAAGGUUCAUACGGGAGAGCGACCUCAUUAGUGCAUACAUGUGGAAAAUCCUUCACAACCAGCAGCCACAUGAAGAUUCAUACAUUGGUUCACACUGGAGAGCGACCUCAUAAGUGAAUCCAUUUCGGUCUCAUAUGUGAUUAUCCAUCGGUGAAUCACAUUCAUGGAUCAAUCUCAUAAAUGGCAAACUGAAACAGGUCUACAAUAUAGAAAGUGGUGAAGGAAGUACUGUUAAUACUGUAAUACUGUUCUAUGAAAUGGUGACCAUACAAAGUGUAGGAUGAGUGGCACGAUCUUGUAGUCUUGUUAUUGACUAAGGCCGACAUUCCUUAGACACA